GCGCGGAAUCGGGAUACUUCAGGACCAUGGCGCCCGUGCACGGCGAAGACUGCGACACGGGGUCGAGCGUUCUUCAAGUGCUGCAUGGAAAUAGUGAUCACAAUCUAGUCAUCCUUGGUGAAGUUUAAAAAAAAAAAUUGCAUCAGCUCAGCAGUGUUCCGGAUGCGUGUAUAUGAAUCCGUUUUCAGUGCUGUGUCAGAUUCAGGGAGUUUUGUAGCUUCUCGAUCCAGGCGAGAAAAGAAAUCAAAGAGGGGGCAGCAGGAAGCUCUAGAAAGACUGAAAAGGGCUAAAGCUGGUGAGAAGUAUAAAUAUGAAGUUGAGGACUUCACAAGUGUUUAUGAAGAAGUUGAUGAAGAACAGUAUUCGAAGCUGGUUCAGGCCCGCCAGGAUGAUGACUGGAUCGUGGAUGAUGAUGGUAUCGGCUAUGUGGAAGAUGGCCGAGAGAUUUUUGAUGAUGACCUUGAAGACGAUGCCCUUGAUUUUCAUGAGAAAGGAAAAGAUGAUAAAGCACGUACCAAAGACAGGAGGAAUGUAAAGAAGGCUGCGGUGACAAAACCAAACAAUAUCAAGUCAAUGUUCAUUGCUAGUGCUGGGAAGAAGACUGCAGAUAAAGUGGUAGAUUUGUCCAAGGAUGAUCUGCUAGGUGACAUUCUACAAGAUCUGAACACUGAGAAACCUCAGAUAACUCCACCACCUGUAAUGAUACCAAAGAAAAAAAGAUCCAUUGGAGUGUCACUGAAUCCUUUCUCUGUGCACACCCCCAAGGUAGUUCCUUCAGGAAAAACGGCUUCCCCUGUCUUAAGGAAGGAGCCUCCAUUAACUUCAGUUCCCCUUAAAUGUGCUGAAUUUGCUGGAGAGCCAGUGCCAGCGUUGUGUGUAGAUGACAAGGAGGACUCAGGAGCAAUGGAUUUUGAAGACGGUGACUUUGACGAGCCCAUGGAGGCUGAGGAAGUGGAUGUGGAGCCUGUGGCUGUCAAGACUUGGCACCAAGAGAGUGAGCCAGCAGAGGGGGUGAAGCAUGAGGCAGAUCCUGGGAAAGGGACCACGUCCUACUUGGGAAGUUUUCUCCCAGAUGUUUCUUGUUGGGACAUUGAUCAGGAAGAUGAUAGCAGUUUCUCAGCCCAGGAAGUCCAAGUGGAUGCCAGUCACCUCCCACUGGUAAAAGGAACAGAUGAGGAGCAAGUGUUUCAGUUUUAUUGGCUGGAUGCUUAUGAAGAUCAGUACAAUCAACCAGGUGUGGUUUUCCUGUUUGGCAAAGUUUGGAUUGAAUCCGCCAAAACCCACGUGAGCUGUUGUGUCAUGGUGAAAAACAUCGAGCGAACACUUUACUUCCUUCCCCGAGAAAUGAAAAUUGAUCGAAGUACAGGAAAAGAAACAGAAACUCCAGUCACAAUGAAGGAUGUUUAUGAUGAAUUUGAUGAGAAAAUAGCAGCAAAAUACAAAAUCAUGAAGUUCAAGUCCAAGCCAGUGGAAAAGAACUAUGCUUUUGAGAUACCUGAUGUUCCAGAAAAAUCUGAGUACUUGGAAGUUAGAUACUCGGCUGAAAUGCCACAGCUUCCUCAGGAUUUGAAAGGAGAAACUUUUUCUCAUGUAUUUGGGACCAACACAUCCAGCCUGGAAUUGUUCUUGAUGAACAGAAAGAUCAGAGGACCUUGUUGGCUUGAAGUGAAAAAUCCACAGCUCUUGAAUCAGCCAGUCAGUUGGUGUAAAGUUGAGGCAAUGGCUCUGAAACCAGACCUGGUGAAUGUGAUUAAAGAUGUUGGUCCUCCUCCACUCGUGGUCAUGUCUUUCAGCAUGAAGACGAUGCAGAAUGCAAAGACUCAUCAAAAUGAGAUUAUUGCUGUGGCAGCUUUGGUCCAUCACAGCUUUGCAUUAGAUAAAGCACCCCCACAGCCUCCCUUCCAGUCACAUUUCUGUGUUGUGUCUAAACCAAAGGACUGUAUUUUUCCAUAUACUUUCAAAGAAGAUAUUAAGGAAAAGAAUGUGAAGGUUGAGAUUGCUGCAACAGAAAGAACAUUGCUAGGUUUUUUCCUCGCCAAAGUUCACAAAAUUGAUCCUGAUAUCAUUGUGGGUCAUAAUAUUUAUGGAUUUGAACUGGAAGUGCUCCUGCAGAGAAUUAAUGUGUGCAAAGUUCCUCAUUGGUCCAAGAUAGGUCGACUGAAGCGAUCCAACAUGCCAAAGCUUGGGGGCAGGGGUGGAUUUGGUGAAAGAAAUGCUACCUGUGGCCGAAUGAUCUGUGAUGUGGAGAUUUCAGCAAAGGAAUUGAUUCGCUGUAAAAGCUACCAUUUGUCUGAACUUGUUCAACAGAUUCUGAGAACCGAAAGAUUUGAAAUCCCAAUGGAGAAUGUACGAAAUAUGUACAGUGAAUCUUCUCAUCUGUUGUACCUGUUGGAACAUACCUGGAAAGAUGCCAGGUUCAUUUUGCAGAUCAUGUGUGAGCUAAAUGUUCUUCCAUUAGCAUUGCAGAUCACUAACAUCGCUGGGAACAUUAUGUCUAGGACGCUGAUGGGUGGACGAUCCGAGCGUAAUGAGUUCUUGUUGCUUCAUGCAUUUUAUGAAAACAACUAUAUUGUGCCUGACAAGCAGAUUUUCAGAAAGCCUCAGCAAAAACUGGGAGAUGAAGAUGAAGAUAUAGAUGGAGAUGCCAAUAAAUAUAAGAAAGGACGUAAGAAAGCAGCUUAUGCUGGAGGCUUGGUAUUGGACCCCAAAGCUGGUUUUUAUGAUAAGUUUAUUUUGCUCCUGGACUUCAACAGUUUGUAUCCUUCCAUCAUUCAAGAAUUCAACAUUUGUUUUACAACAGUGCAAAGAGUUGCUUCAGAGGCACAGAAAAUUACAGAGGACGGAGAACAAGAACAGAUUCCUGAGCUGCCAGACCCAAACUUAGAAAUGGGCAUUUUGCCCAGAGAGAUCCGGAAGCUGGUAGAGAGGAGAAAACAAGUCAAACAACUAAUGAAACAGCAAGACUUAAAUCCAGACCUUGUUCUUCAGUAUGACAUUCGACAGAAGGCUUUGAAGCUCACAGCAAACAGUAUGUAUGGCUGCCUGGGAUUUUCCUACAGCAGAUUUUACGCCAAACCACUGGCUGCUUUGGUGACAUACAAAGGAAGGGAGAUUUUGAUGCAUACAAAGGAGAUGGUACAGAAGAUGAAUCUUGAAGUUAUUUAUGGAGAUACCGAUUCAAUUAUGAUAAACACCAACAGCACUGAUCUGGAAGAAGUAUAUAAAUUGGGAAACAAGGUAAAAAGUGAAGUGAACAAGUUGUACAAACUGCUUGAAAUAGACAUUGAUGGUGUUUUCAAGUCUCUCCUACUGCUGAAGAAAAAGAAGUACGGCGCUCUAGUUGUUGAGCCAACGUCAGAUGGGAAUUACUCCACCAAACAGGAGCUGAAAGGGUUAGACAUAGUUAGAAGAGAUUGGUGUGAUCUUGCUAAAGAGACUGGAAACUUUGUCAUUGGCCAGAUUCUUUCUGAUCAAAGCCGAGACACUAUAGUGGAAAACAUUCAGAAGAGGUUAAUAGAAAUUGGAGAAAAUGUGCUAAAUGGCAGUGUCCCAGUGAGCCAGUUUGAAAUUAACAAGGCAUUGACAAAGGAUCCCCAGGAUUAUCCUGAUAAAAAAAGCCUACCUCAUGUACAUGUUGCCCUUUGGAUGAAUUCUCAAGGAGGCAGAAAGGUGAAAGCUGGAGAUACCGUGUCGUAUGUCAUCUGUCAGGAUGGGUCAAACCUCACUGCAGGUCAGAGAGCCUAUGCACCUGAGCAGCUACAGAAACAGGACAAUUUAACUAUUGACACCCAGUACUACCUGGCUCAGCAGAUCCACCCAGUCGUGGCUCGGAUCUGUGAGCCAAUAGAUGGAAUUGAUGCUGUCCUCAUUGCAACAUGGUUAGGACUCGACCCCACCCAGUUUAGAGUUCAUCAUUAUCAUAAGGAUGAGGAGAAUGAUGCCCUACUUGGUGGCCCAGCACAGCUCACUGAUGAGGAGAAAUACAGGGACUGUGAAAAAUUCAAGUGCCCAUGCCCCACAUGUGGAACAGAGAAUAUUUACGACAGUGUCUUAGAUGGUUCGGGAACUGAUAUGGAGCCCAGCUUGUAUCGCUGUAGUAACAUUGAUUGUAAGACUUCACCUUUGACCUUUGUGGUACAGCUGAGCAACAAAUUGAUCAUGGACAUGAGACGUUGCAUUAAAAAAUACUAUGAAGGCUGGUUGAUUUGUGAGGAGCCAACCUGUCGAAAUCGAACUCGGCGCCUUCCCCUCCAGUUCUCCCAAAAUGGGCCUCUUUGCCAAGUCUGCAUGAAAGCUACACUUCGGCCAGAGUAUUCUGACAAGUCCCUGUACACCCAGCUGUGCUUUUACCGGUACAUUUUUGAUGCGGACUAUGCACUGGAGAAACUUAUUACUGAUCAUGAGAAAGAUAAGUGGAAGAAGUUUUUUACCCCCAAAGUUCGUCAGGACUACCAAAAACUCAAGAACACUGCAGAGCAGUUCUUGGCCCUAAGUGGCUACUCGGAAGUGAACCUCAGCAAACUCUUCGCUGACUGUGCCGUGAGGCCGUGAGGGCACCCCAGAAGGGGCAGCCUGGGUGGGUGAAGACAGACGCCCGGCUUCCUGGCCACCGCACCACCUCCUCCAGACCCUACCUGCUUCUCGGCCAUCACGUCUCAUUUAGGACCACCGCAUCUCCUGUUUGUGCGCAUGGGGCUUGGAGGGGCAUUACUGCCGGGGACCGGGAGACCGGGGACCGCAACAGUCAUCCGCCUGCCAAGCAUCAGAGCACAUCGGAAGAGCCUUCCUGUCGUAGUAUGACCCCGACUACUGAAACACAGCCUAGAGCCCACUGCAAAGUGGCUGAAGAGCUGGCCGCUUCGUAUUUAGGACUGGAUUUCGAGGGGAGGGGCUGGUGAGGGACGAGAAAUUAAUUGAGAGUGGCUGGAAUGCAGGGGACCCCAGGCUUUGCCCCAGGGCCUUCAGCAGAGAUGCCCCCAGAGAGAGAGAUUUAUGAAGCCUGGUAGGAGCGCUAACAUUUUGCCUUUUCACACGCCAAUUAAACCCAGUCUGAACCCAACUGUUGCCCCAGCCUCUGGCUUCAGGAGUGGCUGUCCUUUUCAGUCUUGUCUUUUAUAGAGGUAGCUGAGGGGGGAGAUGGAGAAGCCUUGCGUUGACUAAAUAGAUUAAACAGAGCUUACUUGUUUAUUCAACUGGCCCAGAGCUGCACGUGGACACCCGCACUGGGCAGGUGUUUUACACUCACAUUCCUUCUUUUCCCCCUUAAGUAGAAAGUCCAGGUAAGGUUUAUAUAGUAGGAAAACACAUUUAAAAUAAUUUGAUAUCCUAUAACAUUUCCUUUAAAAUGUGUAGAGGUUGGGGAAAGGAUCACUGUGUUGUGUUCAGAAGAAAUUGGGAGGAGGUUUGGCGAAUUAGCCCCGGUGCUGUUUUGGUUUUUUCUGUUUCGCUUUUUUUUUCCCCCUUUCAUUUCUUCACAGUGGUGCCUCUUUGCCAGAAGCCAAAUGUAUUUCAAUAUAGCAGUCUUUCCAUUCUUACAGUAUUUGUGAGAUUAUACUAACAGAAUCUAUUUCCCCUGUACACUGUGCUAUAUAUUUUUUAAAAUGUCUACCUGUUUUUCUACAAGAAAAAUAUGUUGUGCUUCCAUCCCCUCUCCCUGUCCCCUGCUUAAAUAAAGUUUUCUGAAAGGAAA
Messenger RNA from Neogale vison (American mink), 5689 nucleotides. RefSeq names its product DNA polymerase alpha 1, catalytic subunit (gene POLA1). Gene Ontology annotation, cellular component: alpha DNA polymerase:primase complex. Gene Ontology annotation, molecular function: purine nucleotide binding; DNA-directed DNA polymerase activity; single-stranded DNA binding. The record is from RefSeq and is a predicted model, not a curated record. NCBI's taxonomy places the organism in Eukaryota, Metazoa, Chordata, Mammalia, Carnivora, Mustelidae. The transcript is spliced from 38 exons. Bases 163 to 4551 code for a protein of 1462 amino acids. Gene Ontology annotation, biological process: DNA replication; lagging strand elongation; leading strand elongation.